This is a messenger RNA of Linum trigynum, 717 nucleotides long. NCBI's taxonomy places the organism in Eukaryota, Viridiplantae, Streptophyta, Magnoliopsida, Malpighiales, Linaceae. The record is from the annotation of a GenBank genome assembly.
CAAACCAAACCUAAACCCUCACUUCUCCUAAGUAACCCAACACAGCAAAUUAAAUGGCAUCCUCUUCCAAAACAGCAACUCUUGCGGCUCUCUUCCUCGCCCUUAACCUUGUCCUUCUCGCCUCGUCGGCCACCGCCAUGUUUGCGGGGACAUGCUCCGCCGAUAAGGUGGGCGAGCUGAGCGUUUGCGUUGACCUGUUCCAGUAUUUGAAACUCAGGGUUGGAACCAAGCCACCAAGCGAUACGUGCUGUAGUCUGUUUGAUGGGGUGGCGGCUGAUGUUGACGCCGCCGCUUGUGCUUGUGCUGCCCUGAAAGCCAACCUUCUUGGAGCGAUCUAUGUCGACCUUGCCGCCUCCGUCAAGUUGCUUCUCGGCGAAUGCAACAGGGUCGCUCCCGACGGCUUCCUCUGUGCUUAAUACAUCAAAUGAUCAUAUCAUAUAUAUGUAGUAUGAUGAUCAUGACUACCAGCGCUGAUAUUCUGGUAGUGCUUAUAUAUGAUGAAGUCAAAAAGAGCUUCAUAACUACCAGCUGAUAUUCUGGUAGUGUAACUGGGGCAGCUUAUCUUAAGUACUAUAUAUACUGUGUUUUGCAAUUUUUUAGGCAACAGUAAUUGUUCUUCGGCUUUAUAUAUAUUAACGUAAAAUUCUAAAUUAUCCUUUUGUUAUACAUUUAUUUAAUACUUUUAAUAGUUGGUCAUAAUAAUUCGAGUUGUGCGGA